AUGACAUCGACGCUCGCUCACAGAGCACCGCCUAGUCUUGUUUCCUCGCCAUCUCGCUCUCCCUCACCUCACUCUCUUCCACCACCCCCGAGAGAGAGAGCACCCCCGCCUCCCUUCUUCGUCCCCCCAGGCCCACGGCCACCCCGCUUCCUUUCGGCCCUCGGCCUCCGUCCCCCGUCUUCCGCCAUGUUCGCCAUCGCCAGAGCCUCGGCCGCCUCCUCCAAGGCUGGCCUCGCUCGUUCCAACGCUCUCGCACCCCGGUUCUUCUAUGCUGCCGCCGCCACCACGGCUUCCCCGGCUCUUGUUCUUGGUCUCCGCCCCGUCCUCCGCGCCUACUCUACUCAGACUACUACCACCACUACGACUACUACUACGACCCCGCCUGCUUCCAACGAAAAGGCUGCCCCUGCCACGGAUGCGGCCAAGGCCGCCGCUGCCGCCAACCCGACUCCCGAGUCCAAGGAGGUCACUCCGGAGCUCAAGGAGACCGGUGUUGCCGCCGUGAAGAAGGAGAAGCCUUCUGGUCCCUUCCUCAAGCGUGCUUGGGCUGUUGUUAAGAAGGAGGCGGCUCAUUACUGGGCCGGCACCAAGCUUCUCGGCUCGGAGAUCAAGAUCUCCUCCAAGCUUCAGUGGAAGGUUCUCAACGGUGGCUCUCUCACCCGCCGUGAGCGCCGUCAGCUUCUGCUUCCCGUUGCCCUCAAGCUCUUCCCUAACAUGCUCCCCUCCACCUUCGAGGGUCAGCUCGCCAAGGACGAGAAGGAGCGCAAGCUGCUCCGUAUCCGUAUCGAGAUGGCCAAGUUCCUCCAGGAGACUGUCACGGACUCUGGCCUGAAGUCUGACCGUGUCCUUGAGAGCGACGAGUUCAAGCAGUUCUUCCGCAAGGUCCGUACCACUGGCGAGAACCCUUCGCCGGAGGACGUUAUCCGCGUCGCCAAGCUGUUCAACAACGACAUCACUCUCGACAACUUGACCCGUCCCCAGCUCGUCUCGAUGUGCAAGUACAUGAACAUCCACGCCUUCGGUACCGACAACUUCCUGAAGCACCAGAUCAACAACCGUCUCGAAAAGAUUCGUGCCGACGACAUGAUGAUUCACGCCGAGGGCAUUGACUCGCUGUCUAUCCCCGAGAUCACCUCUGCCUGUCAGUCGCGUGGUAUCCGUGUCACCGGUGUUUCGCCUGCUCGUCUCCGCGAGGAGCUCGCCCAGUGGGUUGACCUGCACUACACGAACGGUAUCUCCGGUGUUCUUCUGAUUCUCUCGCGUGCCUUCAACUUCGAGAACAAGGGAGAGGACGUCAUGACUUCGCUGGUUACUACUCUUGGUUCGCUUCCCGACCCGCUUAUCGACGAGGCCGAGCUCUCGGUCGCCGACGAGAAGGACUACAAGCAGAAGCUCACUGUGCUCGAGCAGCAACAGGAGCUCAUCGAUGACGAGGCCGAGCAGGAGCAGGAGGAGCGCGAGGCGCGCAACGCCAAGCGUGCUCAGCAGGAGGCUGCCGAGGCCGAGAAGGAGAAGGAGAAGGCUCUCCAGGCUGCCGCCGCCGACGCUCACGCCACGACUUCCGACUCCAAGAUCUCCGCCGAGGCUUCCGCUCUGUCCACCGACGCUACUGGCGCCCACCCCUCUGGCGCGCAGGCCAGCACUGCUCACCCUGGUGCUUCCGUUGCCGCCCAGCCGCCGACGCCCGAGAAGCCCUCUGUCGAGGAUGCCAAGAUGACGAAGGAGCAGAUUGGCGAGCUCGCCGAGGCUCUGUCGCUGUUCACCGCCAAGUCGUCGAUCGAGAAGGAGCGUCACGAGCUCAAGGAGAUUCUCGAGGACAACCUGCUCUCCGAGGCCGAGUCGAAGGAGCACCCCGAGGAGGUGGACGCCAAGGUGAUCGCCGUGUCCAAGAAGGUGCGCUCGAUGAUCAAGAAGAUCGACGCGCAGUUGGAGAAGUACGACGAGCGCGUCGGCAACAGCCUAAACCUGAUCCACACGAAUGCGCGCGGCGAGAUCUUCGUGCACGACCUGCAGGCCGCUCUGCGUGCGAUCAAGCACGCGCCGCCCGAGGAGCUCGUCGAGAGCCUCUCAAAGAAGCUCGACCCGGAUGGAGACGGCCUCGUGCCGCUCGACCACGUGCUCGAGCUCGCGUCGCACGACGACGGUCUCGGCCUCGGCGUCUUCCUCGACGACGAGGCGUCCAACCUCCUCAAGAAGGGAGACGAGUUCCGCCACUCGACAGACGUCAAGGACGUCAAGAGCCUCGGAAAGGAGCUCAAGCCCAACCGCAAGGACAUUAUCCAAGAAGAGUAA
Trichosporon asahii var. asahii CBS 2479 is the source of this 2292-nucleotide messenger RNA. RefSeq names its product biogenesis-related protein. The record is from RefSeq and is a predicted model, not a curated record. Lineage: Eukaryota; Fungi; Basidiomycota; Tremellomycetes; Trichosporonales; Trichosporonaceae. The transcript has 3 exons. Gene Ontology annotation, biological process: intracellular monoatomic cation homeostasis. Gene Ontology annotation, molecular function: ribosome binding. Gene Ontology annotation, cellular component: mitochondrial inner membrane. The coding region runs from base 1 to 2292 and encodes 763 amino acids.